AUGCAUCCAAAUAGAAUAUGGAACUGUGAUGAGACCAGUUUCAACAUGGAACACACUCCUGUGAAAGUGUAUGCCGAUAAGGGUGAAAAGUCAGUUGUGAGCAAAGCUCAGUCUUCUAAUUUGACAGUUAUGGCUUGUGCGAGUGCAGGUGGUGACUGCAUGCCUCCGAUGUUUAUAACGAAGGGAAAAACUCCAAGAUCUGUACAUGGGUAUCGUACCGAGGAUGCACCCGAAGGAUCUGUUUGGACAUAUCAGAAAAAGGGAUGGAUUUCAGACGAAAUCGGCGAGCAAUGGUUCGAACAAGUUUUUCUUAAGUGUUGCGGCCCUGCAAGACCACAGCUUCUUCUAAUGGAUGGUCAUGGUUCACAUGAAACGCUAGCCAUUAUUGAAAGGGUCAUUGAAGAGAAUAUUAUCCUUAUGGUUUCCCCACCCGCCCCACCCCUCAUUGUACACAUUAUCUUCAACCCCAAGAUCGUACUGUCUUCGGUCCGCUCAAAUCUGCAUACAACGAAGCCUGCUCAUCUUUUCUUAAUGAGAAUCCUUUGCAUCAGGUGA
This is a messenger RNA of Mercenaria mercenaria, 555 nucleotides long. RefSeq lists its product as uncharacterized. Gene Ontology annotation, molecular function: DNA binding. The record is from RefSeq and is a predicted model, not a curated record. Bases 1 to 555 code for a protein of 184 amino acids. The transcript has a single exon. NCBI's taxonomy places the organism in Eukaryota, Metazoa, Mollusca, Bivalvia, Venerida, Veneridae. Gene Ontology annotation, cellular component: nucleus.